AUGAAGGAACACUUUCCACAAAUCUGUAAUUAUAUUAAUGUGCGGGAUCUCCGUGGUGGUGCAAGCCAUCCUGACCCUUCUCCUCAUCAACAGAGGGUCGUGUUUCGCUUGUGUAAGGUCCCGAGGGUGUCUCUCUGUAUAUUAAUCGCGAGGCACGUGCCGGGCGCGCGUGUGACCGCCCCGCGACUCUGUUCCCACGUCGCUCCCGUGACGUCACCGCUCGAGGAAAGCCUUCCCGAAUAUUUUAUUGUUUGA
Molecule: messenger RNA, 255 nt
Organism: Danaus chrysippus (African queen)
Lineage: Eukaryota; Metazoa; Arthropoda; Insecta; Lepidoptera; Nymphalidae
Source: the annotation of a GenBank genome assembly